This is a messenger RNA of Opisthorchis viverrini, 1964 nucleotides long. RefSeq lists its product as hypothetical. Lineage: Eukaryota; Metazoa; Platyhelminthes; Trematoda; Opisthorchiida; Opisthorchiidae. Bases 21 to 1823 code for a protein of 600 amino acids. Gene Ontology annotation, cellular component: nucleolus. The record is from RefSeq and is a predicted model, not a curated record. The transcript has 9 exons. Gene Ontology annotation, biological process: regulation of translation. Gene Ontology annotation, molecular function: mRNA binding.
CCUCGCUGGAGACCUCACCAAUGGAACUUGAACGGCAACGAGCCCUAAACGAACAUCACAUCAAAUUCUCCAGGUGGUGGAUAGGCAUCCCUCUUAAAUCUUCCACUUCUGUGUUGCAGCAAGGGGUCGUCAAGAUUUUAGACAGACCCAAGGAAUCCAAGAAAAUGGUGACUGAAAAGGUUUUCCGCGGUCAUAUGACCAAGUUGAUUGGUAACCGAACCUCCGUGGAAGUAGUCGAUUUGCUCUACAACGACUAUGCAAACGCCACCCAACGAGGAGGAAUAAUGCAAGAGCUCUAUGGCAAUGUGCAUGCGCUCAAGCUCGCGGAAAAUCAGGUGCAUACGCUGGAUGGUGCGUUGGCUCUGAACCCAGACAAGAAACGUGCUAUUCUCUCUCAUGUGAAUGAGCUAUUAGUGAGCAUGGUCUCAAAGGGGUUGACCAAAUACACGGUGGUGCAGCAUCUACUACUCGAGUAUCUUCAAACUGUUGCAAGAGACGGCAAGGAAUCGAGUGUUCCGUGUGCUGUUCCUGAAGAUUCGGACAGUUUUCCCCCCGAUGAAAAACUCUUAUCCUUGCUUGAACUGCUGGUCGAAGGCCAGGUCGUCCCAAUGUUGCACACUCGCGAAGGGGUUCGUGCUGCACUUCAUGCACUCUGGGCAGCGCCCCCUCGUCUCCGGAAACCUCUGGUUCGCGGAUUGAAGACGUGCGUUAGUUCAAUUGCCCGGAAUGAGCACGGUCACUUGUUCCUAAUCGGUUUAUUAGACAUGGUUGAUGACAUGGUUUUGUUGAAGAAACUGAUAAUCAAGGAAAUUCUUGAGGACCUCAAACUAUUUUGUAUCCAUCCAGAGGCUCGAAAGGUGCUUUUGUAUAUGCUGUCACCCCGUGACCCGCAUCAUUUCUCACCUCAGUUGCAACAUAGUCUGUUCAUUGCCGGUGACUCCAAUCCGCAUACCAAAAAACCGCUUGGUAUCCGUGCCCUCGAACUGCGUCAUCCGAACCUUAAAUUGCUUCCUCGGUUGCUCCAACUUAUUUCCACCAAUCUCUUGGAGUUGUUUGUCGGAAGCUCAUCUUCAGAAGGUUUGUUGGCCUACGAAGAUCGUGGGCGCCUUGUAUUGUUAACAGAGGUGUUAAUUCGAAGUGCUUCUCAUCAUCUGUCUUACAAAAACGUGGUCGCAUCCUACCAGCGCAGCACCGCCAGUGCUCCGAAUACAGAAGUAGCCGAUUCUUGUGCUUUGUCGGACCAAGACGUUGAACAACUAAGACAGUUGCGGCAAACCGCUUUGAAGCAGAUUGUGGAUUUGCUUCUGGUUCCUGGUUUUGUGCCUGUAGGUACACACAAAGAAGCGACAGAUACCAAGAGUAAUAUUGGUCGGGAUGACGAGCGGAUAAAGCGUCACAAACGAGCUGUAAAAUUGGCUGAGAAACAGCUUGGUCAAAUUACGAAACCUGACUUUGCCUCGUUUGAGGAUGGCGAACGAAUGGAAGAUGAUGAAUCCUUUGAGCCUACUCCCGCCGCCUGUACAAUGCCUUUCCUCGAACGCCCCGAAGGACAGCUACUUAUGCGUCGGUUACUAAAAGAUGGCCAACUACACAAAGAUUUUACAUUUGGUCGUAUGAUACUGGAGCAUGUGCCACCGUCCAAUUUGUGCGCAUGGACACGCUGCAAUAGGAGCUGCUUUGUUUUAGUAAAUAUGUAUGAAAUGGGCGAUCCAAAAAUGUGCAAACUACUUCGAUCGGCAUUGAAGCCUUGCAUACCGGAACUGUCUGUCUCUCCCUUGCCCGGAUCAAAAGUACUGUACAAACACCUUUCUUGCAGUGAUUAAAAAAUAAACCAGUCAAGACAAGCUGCUAUUAUUUGAAAUGAGCCAGAAUGGAAUGACAAGCAGUGGCAUGAUUUCGUUCGAUUGUUGUCCCGCAAUUGUCACCACCGAUAACUUUGUGGCACUUCUGCACAUGAAAUAGAA